Molecule: messenger RNA, 2850 nt
Organism: Theileria annulata
Lineage: Eukaryota; Apicomplexa; Aconoidasida; Piroplasmida; Theileriidae
Product: transducin-like G-protein beta, putative
Exons: 9
Coding region: 1-2850 (949 amino acids)
Biological process (GO): endonucleolytic cleavage in 5'-ETS of tricistronic rRNA transcript (SSU-rRNA, 5.8S rRNA, LSU-rRNA); endonucleolytic cleavage to generate mature 5'-end of SSU-rRNA from (SSU-rRNA, 5.8S rRNA, LSU-rRNA)
Cellular component (GO): nucleolus; 90S preribosome; small-subunit processome
Molecular function (GO): protein binding; U3 snoRNA binding
Source: RefSeq, a predicted model, not a curated record
AUGGAUGAUGAUUUAAAUCAUUUAUCUUUCUCAUACAGGGAAAUAAAAUCAUAUUUUAGUUAUGGAGGAGAUGAUAUACUGAUUCUUAGCCAUUAUAACGCUUUUUUAUCGCAAUUCGACAAUUGUUUAUUCGCAGCACCUCUACCAAACACAAAAUUCCCAAUUUCACCCAAAGAUUUCCUGUUGAAAGAGGCACUCCUGAGAGACAAAGAUUUGAAGUUGGAUUUAGAUAAAAGAGAAGUUUUAUGUAUACUAGAUUCUAAUGAAGAAAAUUUCUAUAAUGGGAAGAGUUACAGUAACAAAUGUGUAAUCUCACUGGGAGGAAUUUCAAGAUAUGCAAUAAAUCCAUCAUCAGAUUUACUUUUCGUGGUCUUCUCGAAUAAUAUACUAUGCGUUUACUCACUUUUGUCGGACAAGCAAAACUGGAUUUAUCUGCAUUUAUUGUCGGCACUUAAGAUUAACAAUAAUAACAAUAACGUUAACACGAUUUGCGUUAGCGAAAACAACGAUGUAUGUUUCGGACUAAUGGAAGGAACAGUUUUAGUGUACAAUAAUAACAAAUUCAACCACUCAUUUAAGCUGAAAAAUUCCACAAUAACAUUAAUAAAGUGUUUUAAGUCGGAAAAGCUGUUUAUCUGUAAUAAGCUGGGCGACUUGUACCUGUACGAUAAGGCUAAAAAAGCGAAGCUGGCAUACUUUCAAGACCACACAACCUACGUCAAGAGUCUUAAUUAUAUCGUAACAAAAGACAACGAAAUAGGAUUAAUAACACUAGAUAACGAUAAUAUUAUAAAUCUGUGGUCCUUGAGUGGCAGAGUUGAUAAAACAAGCAAAGGUGAAGAUUUAGUCGUAAAUGUGAGUAGUAAAAACGAACCAAUCAUACCAUUUAAGAGAAUAAUCAAACACGAAAACAUAACAUCAAUAGAGGUGGUGUCGGGAAAGCUGACAGAAGAACUUGAUUCUAAAAGGAAAGGUUCCUGGAUGUUAUUGAUCAUAGAAGAGUCAGGCAAACUUUAUUAUCUAGACCCGAUAGACGAAUCAGUCCUACAUAAAAACACAAUCAUGUACGGAUUUGGACUGGUAAAAAAAGUUGACGUGACUAAGGAGAUGAUCAUGCUUCUGAGCUUAAAUGGAACGAUAAUAGUCUAUGACAAGUUGUUCAACUUAGUAAAGCUGUUCCUUUCAAAUUUUAAUAACUUGUUCCAAUUCAUACUAGUCCCAUCAAGUAACGAUUUAAGGUCAAAAGAUCAAGAAGAAAUUGAAGAGGAAUUUGAUUUAGAAAACUCAGAAGACCUUGAAAUUGAAAUGGAGAAAACUGUACAAACUAAUGUUAGGAAUUACUAUGAAUACAGUUUGUUAUGGUAUAACAAAUAUGCAAUAAACAACGAAAUGAUGAUAAUACUGAUUGGUGAUGAGGUUCUAAGAAUAUUGUUGCUGAACAAUACCAACGAAUUCAUACCACUGGGACUCUAUAAUACAAGUCAGACACAUAAGGAUGUCAUCACAACAAUUCAUUACAACAAGGAAGAAAACCUACUCCUGAGCGGCUCUAAGGAUAAAUUGAUAAUCCUGUGGGAUCUGAGCAAACUAAUACAACUAAAACUCAUCAACACGAUAAAUGUAGUAACAUCAGUGCUUAUGAUAGCAAGACCAAAUAACACAGUAGAUGUGAUAUCCAGCAACGACAACAUUAUUAAUUUGUAUACAGUUAAACUUAAUGAUCUGAAGUCAGAAUUGUAUGGUUUAUGCGGUGAAAUUGUUUUGAACAACAAAAUUGAUGAAAAAAGUGAAGGGGUCGGCGACGUGAAUGCAGAUAAAUCAAAUCAUACAAGUGUUGUCCACAAAACAAAUAUCAACUACUUAUCAUCAUCACAUAACCAAAAGUAUAUUUCUAGCUGCAGCAGUGACAAGUUGAUAGUGAUCCAUUAUUCAAACAAUCUAAUAGUGAAGGGAAAGUGCAUAGGGCAUAGAAAAUCAGUAUUAUACACAAAAUUCAUGAAAUUGACAAAGACACUCAUCAGUACAUCAAUGGACCAAACAAUCAGGAUAUGGAAUUUGAGCAAUUUCACAAAUAUCAAGAUAUUACAAGGACAUAAUAACUCAGUGAUGAAAGUAGUGCCAUUAGAUAAUAACCUGCAACUACUGAGUUGUGGACUGGACGGCUAUGUGAAAUUGUGGAAUUUACCAACCUCAGAAUGCAUACAGACACUAAAUAAUCACGAAAACGAUAAAAUCUGGGACAUUGACUUACACAAUAACCUGUUAUACAGCAUUUCCAAUAACCUAAUUGUGGUAUAUGAAGACUCAAGUAAGGAAGAAAGAAGAUUGAAGGCAUUGAAAGAUCACGAAGAAGAGAUUGUAACAUCGCAAAUCAACUCAUUGAUGUUGGAAAAUAACUUUAGAGAAUCACUGACGCUGUCAAUAAAGCUUAACAACAUCAAGUUAACCAACGACAUACUACAAAAGUUCAGAAAUAAAGUAAUUUUUCAGGGACAAAAGUUAGAAAAUGACCCAGUAGAUUAUGUAAUUGAGGGUAUAAGAGAAGGAGACGAGAAACUAUUGAAUAACUUGAUAGGCUUUAUAAAGAUAUGGAUCACUAAUAGGAAAGAUUAUUUGCUGGCGAAUGUGUUCAUAAACAAAUUGUUAAAGGAAGUAAAGUUAGAGCAAUUGCUAAAAGUUGAAGGACUCCUUGAAACCAUAGACUUUUUACUCUAUAACCUAUCCCACCACCAGAACAGACUAACAAACCUGCAGGAGAAAUCAUACCUGAUGGACAUGCUAACACACGAUAACACUCUGAGUGAACUGAACACCAACGCAGUAAACGAAGUGCUAUACAACUCAAAAUAA